Trichoplusia ni (cabbage looper) is the source of this 503-nucleotide messenger RNA. Its product is annotated as fatty acid-binding protein 2-like. Gene Ontology annotation, molecular function: fatty acid binding. Gene Ontology annotation, cellular component: cytosol; nucleus. Bases 45 to 446 code for a protein of 133 amino acids. Gene Ontology annotation, biological process: fatty acid transport. The record is from RefSeq and is a predicted model, not a curated record. The transcript has 4 exons. Lineage: Eukaryota; Metazoa; Arthropoda; Insecta; Lepidoptera; Noctuidae.
AUUGCAGUAUUUACUUCAGUCUGUUCACGGAUCUCUCAGCCACCAUGUCUUUCCUCGGCAAAACCUACACCUUCGUCAGCCACGAGAACUUUGACGGGUUCCUGAAAGCCGUCGGUGUUCCCGAAGACAAGAUCCCAAUCUUCCUGAAGAGCAAGCCCAGCCAGCGUCUGGAGAAGAACGGUGACUCCUACACUUACUACACCAACUCUGAGUCUGGUCCCAAGGAAACCACCUUCAAGUCUGGAGUCGAAUUUGACGACACCAUUGGAGUUGAUAACACCCCCAUCAAGAGCAAAUAUGUGGUUGAAGGCAACAAGGUGACACAGACCAUCGUCACAGACAAGGGAACCGCCUCAUUUGUCCGUGAAUACAACGGCGAUGACCUUAAUGUGACCAUUACCUCCAGCCUGUGGGACGGUGUUGCCAAGCGCGUCUACAAGGCUUAAGUUUAAGAGUUUAGUUAUGGUUUAAUUUAUUUUUGAUAUUAAACAUUUUUAUAAAAU